This is a messenger RNA of Gymnodraco acuticeps, 2517 nucleotides long. It is a transcript of the gene slc2a11b, whose product is annotated as solute carrier family 2 member 11b. Gene Ontology annotation, cellular component: membrane. Bases 684 to 2201 code for a protein of 505 amino acids. The record is from RefSeq and is a predicted model, not a curated record. The transcript has 12 exons. Gene Ontology annotation, biological process: monosaccharide transmembrane transport. Gene Ontology annotation, molecular function: hexose transmembrane transporter activity. NCBI's taxonomy places the organism in Eukaryota, Metazoa, Chordata, Actinopteri, Perciformes, Bathydraconidae.
ACGUUCCGCGGUGCAAAAAUAAGUGCGAUUAAAAUGCGUUAAUUUUUUUAACGCGUUAAUUUUUGUGUAAUUAAUUAAUCUUAAUUAACGCGUUAAAGUCCCGGCCCUAGUUUAAACAUUACUGUAGUUCAGGUUACAUAGCCUAUGGAUUCAACAUCUCUAUGACCUGUGUUUCACGUUCGUAACUUUUAGAAUUUAUUGUAAAAACACGAGUUUAUAAUAAUUAUAAAGUUGGAUAAAGAUUUAACUGUGGCUGUCAUGAGGCAGCCCGACUCUCCGCCUCCUCCACGGGUGUUUGUAGGCUGAAGCAGCACGGAUGCUGUUAUCUAUAAUAACUUUUUUAACUUUUCAUUGUAUUCUUUUUUGGGAAACAUUCUUUUGCGCGACAGCUCGUCAACAGUUGGAUAGAGAUGUAGUCUACUGAGGGGAAAAAAGCAUUUGAAGCUCACAUUUGUGAUGCAGCUGGUUCUACUAUACACUGCUGUGAAAUCCUGAUAGACACGGAUUAAUAGAGCCGAUUCUCCUCACCUCGCUGUGACUUCAUGACAAUAGAUCAUUUGUAUCUUCCUAAUGAUAAAUCCAUCCUGCCGUCAUUUAAGCUUCCUUUUGAGAGCAAACUCCUCUCAUGAAGGACACACAAACGAGAAACCACAUUGGACUUUGAGCAAAAAAUCGGCGACAAAAUGCCAAAAGAAUUUACGGAUGAAUUUGAGCCUCUGCUUAUUAAAGAUUUCAAUGGACAAAAACAACCAAAGCUCCCAAACAGAUCACUUGUGUUGGCUGCCUGUGCUGCCUGUAUAGGGGGAACCUUUCAGUUUGGAUAUAAUAUCUCUGUCAUCAAUGCACCCACAACGGAUGUGCAUAAUUUCAUCAACCAAACCUGGAUUGAGCGUUACCAGACUGGCAUACCAGAAAGUGUUCUCACCCUGCUUUGGUCCACUAUUGUGUCUAUAUUCACCAUAGGGGGGCUGUUAGGAGUGACAGUCGGUGGGACACUGUCUGUGAAGCAUGGAAGGAAAGGGACACUGUUAGUAAAUAAUGCAUUUGCAAUAAUCGCUGCUCUGCUGAUGGGUCUGAGUUACCCCACAGGAUAUUUUGAAUUACUCAUCAUCGGACGUUUUAUCACUGGAUUAAAUGCAGGCAUUGGUCUUUGUGUUCAACCUCUGUACCUGGGGGAAAUAGCUCCGACUGCAUUUCGUGGGGCCAUGGGAAUGGGAACCUCUAUUUCCAUCACUUUAGGGCUCUUCGCUGGACAAGUAGUUGGUCUCAAAGAGCUCCUGGGUAAAGAAGACAGCUGGCCCAUCCUGCUCGCCACCACAUGUGUCCCAGCCUUCUUGCAGCUCCUGAUCCUGCCCUGGUUCCCCGAGAGCCCGCGCUACCUGCUCAUCGACAGAGGAGAUAUUGAAGGAUGCAAGAAAGCCCUGAAGCAACUGCACGGUGUAUCUCGCUGUGAUGGCGAACUUGAUGAUAUCGAGAAGGAGAAGAGAGGUUUGGCAGAUUUCAAGGCCAAGACACCCUGGGAGCUCUUAUGUGAUCGUAGCAUCCGCUUGCAGGUUCUCACCGUGAUGCUGCUCAACGUGGCACAGCAGCUGAACGGCAUCAAUGCUAUUUAUUUCUAUGCAAAUUACUUGUUCACACAAUCUGGUAUCUCUGCUGAAAGAAUUCCAUAUGUGACCCUUGGCACUGGUGCCUGUGAACUCGUCACAGCUUUAACAUGUGGUAUCGUCAUUGAUCGCCUGGGAAGGAAAGUGCUCAUCAUGGGAGGAUACAUACUGAUGAGCAUCUGCUGCAUAUUAUUCACGCUGACGCUCUCUUAUCAGAGUGCCAGCCCCAUAGUUCCUUACUUGAGCAUAGCUAGUGUGUUUGCUUUUAUCCUCAGUUUUGGCUUAGGACCAGGUGGUGUGACUAACAUCUUGACCACUGAACUCUUCACUCAAGCAACACGCCCUGCAGCCUACAUUAUCGCAGGAUCCUUGAACUGGUUGAGCUUCUUCUUGAUCAGCAUGGUCUUCCCUUUUCUUGUGGUUUGGCUGGAGCAGUAUUGUUUCCUCGUCUUCAUGGCCGUCUGCACCUGUAUGGCCAUAUACAUUUUCUUUGUCCUUCCUGAAACCAAGAACAAAACCUUUAUUGAAAUCCAGAAUGAGUUCAAGUCCUCCAAAAAGGCCCGCACUGUCGAUGCAACAGGGAUGACACAGUUAUAACAUAUUACCCAUGAAUACAGCAAUUAAAGCAUUUUUGUCUUCCACUAUUUGUUUUCACAAACAUGAGUACCUUCCACAAGGCUUUAUAGUCCACACUCACAACAUAUUCAAUCAGAAAAUGUAACUUAAUAUAAAUGAUAAACAUAUAGCAUACAUAAAUCAUGGUGCUUUGCUUGAACUAAAGAGACGUGCCUGGAAGUCAUAACAACAUCACUUUGGUUCAAAUUGUAUUCGUCACAAUAUGUCAUAUUUUGGUAUGAUAAAUGAUCAAUUGGUGUGUAAAACCCUUAAAAAAGAGCAUUCCAUUGAUUUUUUU